Molecule: messenger RNA, 965 nt
Organism: Plectropomus leopardus (leopard coralgrouper)
Lineage: Eukaryota; Metazoa; Chordata; Actinopteri; Perciformes; Serranidae
Product: fibroblast growth factor 20-like
Molecular function (GO): growth factor activity
Source: RefSeq, a predicted model, not a curated record
GAAGAGAGGAGAAGAAGGGACACGAGCUGCUGCAGCCGGGGAUACCUGCAUACAUCAAGAUAACGCGGGAGUUUAAUCUCAAUUAGAUGUCAAUCUAAUUAACUGUGCUGCUGGUGACUGCGCCAAAACGCACACUCAUUGGGGAUUUUCUCCGCCCAACUUUUCUUUUCCUCCGCUUCUCGGGCUGACCCCCUCGCUCGCUGGUUCGCACCGAGGCUCUUUGCUUAUCACUUGGGUCUCCUGAGCUGUAAAAAACCGCAUCGGCUGUCUUAUCUGUGAUGGGGGCAGCGGCGGAGGUUGGGAGCUUCGUCAACGGAUUUCUGGACAGCUUUGGCCCCGCGGGUGCCGCUCCGGCUCCCGUUGGCUCUCAUUUCGUUCUCACCCCAGCCGGGGCGGUGGACUACAACUCGGUGACCGGACUGAUGAUGGGGGGACACGGGCGGCAGCAGCAGGAGCACCUGGUGUCUGCGGAGAGGCUGUCCCGGAGCCUGGCGGACCUGAGCCAUCUGAAGGGGAUUCUGAGGCGGCGACAGCUCUACUGCAGGACCGGGUUUCACCUGGAGAUCCGUCCCGACGGCACCGUGCAGGGCACUAGGAAGGACCACAGCAGAUUCGGUAUCUUGGAGUUCAUCAGUCUAGCUGUGGGACUGGUUAGCAUCAGAGGGGUGGACAGCGGCCUCUACCUCGCCAUGAACAGCAAGGGAGAACUGUAUGGAUCGGAGAAACUAUCAGCAGAAUCCGUUUUUCGGGAACAAUUUGAAGAAAACUGGUACAACACCUACUCGUCCAACAUCUACCGGCAUGGAGAAAAAGGUGCAUUUUACUUUGUUGCUCUGAACAAAGAUGGGACAUCCCGGGAUGGAACGAGGUCAAGGCGACAUCAGAGGUUCACUCACUUCUUACCGAGGCCUGUAGACCCGGACAGAGUACCAGAGCUAUACAGAGACAUACUGGGCCAGAGCUGA